GAUGAUUUGACAACCAUGAAGCUCCCUUUGGACUAUUUGCCGGGCUUAGACAAACCAACCAAAAUGGUCCUUAAACAUGAAUCGGUCGUGGACUUCAUUGCAAAUGCCCUGCUAAACACCCCAAGUGGGACCUCUACUGUAAUGGAUGCAGAC
This is a messenger RNA of Radiomyces spectabilis, 153 nucleotides long. RefSeq lists its product as uncharacterized. NCBI's taxonomy places the organism in Eukaryota, Fungi, Mucoromycota, Mucoromycetes, Mucorales, Radiomycetaceae. The annotation marks the transcript as partial. The record is from RefSeq and is a predicted model, not a curated record. The transcript has a single exon.